UAUGUGAUAGUAUACGUUCCAUGAUCUGCAUGAUCAUGCGUGUUUAGUUUAGUUUGUAUUUGGCUUUCCGCGGUGAAGGUGUAGUCCAUUCGGUUUCGAGGAUUAUUUCGUCAUUUGCAACAAUGGACACAUCUUCGAGCUGUGCGAAAAAGCCGAAUCCGGUCGAAAAAGCCAACGUUCUGGCGAAACUCACUUACACCUACAUGUUUCCUAUCUUUAAACGCGCCUUCAGACACGGGCUCACUGAAGACGACCUCUUCCAGCCCUUGGACGAGCACAAGUCCAGCCUUUUGGGCGAGCGACUCGAAAAAAUCUGGAAAGCGGAGUACCGGAAGCACAAAAACCAAGGACUGUACAAAGCCCUAUACAAACUCUUCGCUAUAAAUUUCCUCCUAUUGGGACUGAUAAGACUAGUAAACGAGAUCGUUUUAGUAGUCGUAAUGCCAAUGUCAAUAGCCAAUUUAGUAACUUAUUUCGAAACCGGUCAGACUCAAAUUUCCGAAACUGAGGCUUAUGUUUACGCAGCUGUUAUUGCUUUUUGCCGCUUGGGCGACGCGCUCAUGACCCACGGGACCAUGAUGGGGCUCACCCACGUCGCUAUGAAAAUGAGAGUGGCGUGCAGUUCGCUAAUCUAUCGGAAGAUUCUAAGAGUUAACAAGACAGCUCUCGUGGAUACGACAAUAGGUCAACUGGUCAACUUAUUAUCGAAUGAUGUGAGCAAGUUCGACCAGAGUUUCGUCUUGGCGAACUUCGCCUGGAUAGCCCCCAUUCAGGCCGCCGUGGGGACGUACCUCCUCUACCGGGAAAUUGGCGUUAGUGCCUUCUUCGGCAUGGCUCUCUUGCUGUCGUUUAUACCGGUCCAGGCCUGGUUCGGGAAGAAGUGCUCGAGCUUCAGGCUGAAAAUUGCACUGACGACGGACAAGCGAGUCCGUUUAAUGAACGAAGUGAUCUCAGGGAUACAAGUCAUCAAGAUGUACUGCUGGGAAAAGCCAUUCGGACAACUGAUCUCACUUGUGAGGAGACAAGAAAUGAAAGGGAUAAGGAGUCGGGGGUUCAUUCUUGGACUGAUGUACUGUUUCGAGAUUUUUAUCACACGAGUGUCGAUUUUUGUGAGCGUUCUUGGGUUCAUCCUUUUGGAGAAAUACAUCACUGCCAAAACCAUGUUCACUGUCACGGCGAUUUACGCCGUUUUGCGGCCGAUUAUCACGACGGUGUUUUCCCUAGCCGUUUCUUCCAUCGCUGAAGUGAACGUCUCGGUUAAACGAAUACAGAAAUUUCUGGCACUUGAUGAACAAGAGGACGAUGUCAAGCCUGUGAUUAAUGGGUCGCCCAAAACAAUCACAGAUAAACCACGAGUGUCGUUAGAAGACGUAACGGCAAGGUGGUCACACGAACCACUUGAGCCAACUCUUGAAAAUAUCACCCUCGACAUAUCAUCAAACCAACUAGUGGCUGUGAUAGGUUCCGUCGGUAGUGGCAAGUCAAGUCUGCUCAACGUAAUACUCAAAGAACUCCCCACCGAGAGUGGUGAUGUCACCAUCAGUGGGGAAAUUUCCUACUCCUCGCAGGAACCGUGGCUGUUUAGUGCUAGUGUCCGCCAAAAUAUCCUCUUCGGUGAUAGUUACGACGAAGAAAGGUACAAACAAGUGGUCAAAUUGUGCGCUUUGGACGCCGACUUCAAGCUCUUGCCUUUCGGUGACAGAACCCUAGUUGGGGAGAAAGGCAAGGCGUUGAGUGGCGGCCAAAAGGCCCGAAUUAACCUCGCCAGGUGCAUUUACAAGAAGGCUGACAUCUACCUCCUGGACGAUCCGCUAUCGGCAGUCGAUGCCACUGUCGGACGCCAUUUGUACGAAAAAUGCAUCAAGGAAUUUCUCAGGGACAAAAUAUGCAUACUUGUCACCCACCAGCUUCAAUACUUACACAAUGCGGAGAAAAUCAUCGUCAUGGAAGACGGCAAAAUCGAGAUGCAAGGCAGUUACGUGGAAUUGAAGACUAGUGGCUUGGACUUCACCAAGCUAUUGUCCCAGUUUCACACUGAGGAAGAAAUCAAAGAGGAGGAAAAAGUGCGCUCGCUUGAACACUCAAUUGACGAUGGCGGGUGCGAGGAUGAUCCGCUCCUGGAGAAGGAGUUUAUGGAACGUGGGAGUAUUAAAACCUCUCACUAUUUAUCAUAUUUCAAGUGUGGCGGCGGCUUGUGUAACGCCGUCCUCAUGCUCUUGGUUUUUGUUGGCGCUCAAGUUGUUGCAAGUGCGUCCGAUUAUUACGUCGCCUAUUGGGUUAAUAGCGAACAGGACUUUAAAGAUAAAGUACUGAUCGAGAAUGAGACUUUUCCGCGAGAAACUUUCCUUUAUACGUACGCAGGGAUCACUCUAGCUGUUCUAGUUUUUGGCAUUGCUCAUGGACUUUACUUUAUGUUGUUUUUCGCAAUAGCUUCAUCCACUUUACAUCGACUCACUUUCACAAAAAUCAUCAAAGCGACAAUGCGAUUUUUCAAUAAUAAUCCUUCUGGGCGGAUUUUGAACCGAUUUUCGCGCGAUUUGGGCAACAUUGACGAAUAUAUCCCAGAAAUUAUGUACGACGUGGUUGCGGUUGCGUUAGAUUUGUUUGGUGCUAUGAUACUGUCAGCAAUCGUGGAUUUAUGGCUGUGUUUACCGUCCGUGGUUCUCUUGCUUAUUUUCUAUUUCUUUAGAAAGUUUUACAUCGAAACCAGCAGAAGUGUUAAAAGACUUGAAGGCAUAACCAGAGGUUCGAUUUACGGCCACAUGAGCGCCUCUAUGUCUGGUUUAAGCACAAUUCGGGCGUUUUCAGCCCAACGUAUCCUAAUAAAGGAGUUUGACGACUACCAGGAUAGGCACAGUGGCGCAUUUUUCAUAUUUCUUGCGUCUAAUAGAUGUUUCGGAAUGUGGCUGGACGUAGCAUGUGCCAUUUUUAUAGCUACAACUGUGUUCAUACUUUUGUAUUUCAACAAAAAUCUGUAUGGGGGUGACAUCGGACUUGUAGUCACUCAAUUUGCCGGAAUUGCCGGCGGUCUCCAGUGGGGGAUGCGCCAGUGGAGCGAGUUAGAAAACCAAAUGGUUUCGGUGGAACGUUUGCUCGAAUAUACCAAAGUGGAAACGGAACCUGAACGGAGUGCAAGUGUCCAAACACCCAAACAUUGGCCAGAAGACGGCCAGAUUGAAUUUUGCGACGUGUCUCUCAAAUACAACCCUCAGGAACCGUUCGUUUUGAAAAACCUGAACUUUGUUGUGAAUCCUAAGGAGAAAAUUGGGAUUGUGGGCCGAACUGGCGCUGGCAAGUCGUCCAUAAUCACAGCCUUGUUCCAACUGUACCCAUUAGAAGGAAAAAUAUUAAUUGACCGUGUAGAUACGACUAAACUUCCGUUGGACGAAGUCAGGUCAAAGAUAUCGAUUAUUCCGCAAGAGCCGGUCCUGUUCUCCGGACCUUUGCGCAAAAAUCUGGACCCGUUUGAUGAAUACAACGACGAUGUGCUUUGGAACGCGCUGGAACAAGUGGAAAUGAAGGAAGAUGUGUCAGAGCUUCCGGACGGACUGCAGUCGCAUGUUGCGGAGGGCGGAAGUAAUUUCAGUGUGGGGCAAAGACAGUUGGUGUGUUUAGCUAGGGCCCUCAUUAGGAAUAAUAAAAUUUUGGUCAUGGACGAAGCCACGGCCAAUGUGGACCCUUACACUGAUACUCUUAUACAAAAUACGAUUCGGGAGAAGUUCGCUGAUUGUACAGUUUUGACUAUUGCUCAUCGGCUGCAUACUGUGAUGGACUCGGAUCGGAUUUUAGUGAUGAAUGCUGGAAGGGUGGAAGAGUUCGAUCAUCCUUAUGUGCUUCUGAACAAGCGGGGAUUUUUGUACAAUCUGGUACAAACCACGGGAAAAGUGACUGCUCUAAAUUUAGAAAAUAUCGCUCGACAGAGCUAUGUAAAAAAGGAGAAGACAGGUUAAAGCAUUUAUAGCCAAAUUGUUAUGUUUAAAUUAUUGUAAUAAUGGUGUACCUUAUACGAAAUAUACGUUUCUAUAUUUUUUUA
Molecule: messenger RNA, 4033 nt
Organism: Tribolium castaneum (red flour beetle)
Lineage: Eukaryota; Metazoa; Arthropoda; Insecta; Coleoptera; Tenebrionidae
Product: probable multidrug resistance-associated protein lethal(2)03659
Exons: 9
Coding region: 123-3950 (1275 amino acids)
Biological process (GO): transmembrane transport
Cellular component (GO): membrane
Molecular function (GO): ATP binding; ATP hydrolysis activity; ABC-type transporter activity
Source: RefSeq, a predicted model, not a curated record